Messenger RNA from Exophiala xenobiotica, 2640 nucleotides. RefSeq lists its product as uncharacterized. Bases 176 to 2590 code for a protein of 804 amino acids. NCBI's taxonomy places the organism in Eukaryota, Fungi, Ascomycota, Eurotiomycetes, Chaetothyriales, Herpotrichiellaceae. The transcript is spliced from 2 exons. Gene Ontology annotation, molecular function: zinc ion binding; DNA-binding transcription factor activity, RNA polymerase II-specific; RNA polymerase II cis-regulatory region sequence-specific DNA binding. Gene Ontology annotation, cellular component: nucleus. The record is from RefSeq and is a predicted model, not a curated record. Gene Ontology annotation, biological process: DNA-templated transcription; positive regulation of transcription from RNA polymerase II promoter by galactose.
GGCAACUCUUGAUCAGAUCUUGGAGAGGACUAUUGGUGUGCGCUGGUCAAUCGCGCAACAGACCGUCUCGUCCGGACUCUCAUGAAUCGAGCCGUUGGGCAGGAGAGGGCUAUCUACUCUGCGACUGCGUUCGUUCCACAGCACAAUCAGAUUCCAAAUCUGAGUGCGUGUCGAAAUGUUUCAUACUUUUGAAACUGCCCACUACACAAGCCCCGAGCUGCACGCGGAUCAGCAUGCCAGUCCUGCCGCAAAGAGAAGAACUUCGACGGUCAGAGCCUGUGAGCCAUGUCGAAGACGGAAGAUCCGUUGCAAUGGCGAACAUCCCUGUGAAACAUGUCAAUGGUAUCGAAAAGCAGCUUCCUGUCAUUACACGGAACCUCGCCAGAGACAAGUACCUUCAAGGAGGUCCGUCGAGAAGAUCUCACAGACACUUCAGGAAUACAGAGGCAUUCUUCAGAAGCUCUUUCCUGAUGUUCACCCAGAUCAGCUCAAGGACUUGUCACGAGAGAGGCUCGUUGAACUCAGUUCAAAGACGAGCCCUUGUCAUCCACUUUCGCCACGGACACCCAGUGUGGACGAAAAGCCACCCCCAACCGACCCCGAUGCUGGCAGCCUGGAACAACUGCAGCCCAUGCCUGGAGAAUACAGCGAUGCCUUCGAUCGAAAACCGGCCGCAAUCAGAGGCAUCACAGACGAUGUGAACAUGCUAUCUUUACAUGUAAAUCAGAACCCAUCGUACCUCGGCAUAUCAUCGGUCAUGGCCGUUUUGCGAGUCAUUACCUGGUUGGAUCCUGAUUGCCUUUGCCUUUCCAGAAGUCCGGACAGAAGCGUUGUUGCGAGCCGAGAAGCCUCCUUCCCGCCUGAACAUCAGACCGUGGACAAUGAGACACUCCAAGGCGACGACGUCUCUAACUCGCCAGCUUGGGACGAGAUCCCCUUAAUCAACGCAUAUUUCACCUACGUCCACCCUUUUAUUCCGCUGAUUGAAGAGCAGUCAUUCAGAGACACUUACAUGUCUACAGAAAGGACCGACUCAAGGUGGCUGUUACUUCUGAACACCGUCCUGGCAAUGGGAUGCAUUGCAAGUAGAAGCACGGAAGACACGGGUCAUCAAGUAUACUUCAACCGUCUGAAAACACACCUCACGAUCGAGGUCCUGGACUCUGCGCAUCUGGAGACAGUUCAAGCUUUAGCUAUCUUAAGCGGCUUCUACCUACAUUACAUCCAGACUCCAAAUCAAGCAAGCUCUCUGAUGGGUGCCACCCUCAAAAUCGCGACCAUGCUGGGCCUGCACCGAGACUACUCUGAAGGUGUCGGACCGGCGAAGGCGGAGAAAGCAUCCUACUCGAUUGAAAUGCGACGACGUGUUUGGUGGUCCGUAUUCAUGCUAGACACUUGGGCUGGCAACUCCUUGGGGAGGCCCAGCAUGGGUCGGAUGAGUCCUGCUAUAACUGCAAGACUUCCUCUAGAACCCAUCGGUCAGUCAACCGCGCUGCUGUCGCUGGUGCAGGACAACAUACGCUUCUGCAUGAUUAGCACGCGGAUGGAAGAUACUCUGGCCGUGUCUCCUCUGCUUGAUGAGAUCGAGCGUCAAGCUCUGGAAGAGACCUACAUUGAAUGGUUCAAGCAUUCCUCGGUAUCACCCGCGUCACCGCGAUCCUCCAUGAACGAGUCUCCUGGCAUAACGACACUCAAGAACGUCAUGAGAUGGCGAUACUACACCAAUCGCAUCUUCCUGCACCGGCCAGUGCUGCUGUGGUACGCGAUGCGCAAGAUCACAUGGGACAAGCUUCUUCCUGAAAAGAAAGCAGCCAUUGAGCUUUGCCGCGAAGCCUGUGCCGACCUCAUCAACGACAUAGCAACAACUUGGCGGGGCCACAAACCGUGUCAAAUGGCAGGCUGGAACGCGAAUUGGCUAAUGUACCAGGCGGUCAUGGUGCCACUCCUGUCUCUUUACUCUGAGCCGUCAGACCCCAACGUUGUCCGAAGCUCUCGACAGCAGGUCGAAGUCGCCAUGGCCACCAUGCGGGACCUGCAGGCAUGGUCCACGACAGCCAAACGAUCUUUGGAGGUCGUCGCACGGCUAUAUGAGGCCAGCAAGCGUCACCAUGCCACUGGUGCUAGUAGUACUACCCAGACGACGGAGCCACAGGACUUGUGUGUACCAAGCAACAUGACUCCGACAUCCACGUCGACUCCAGUCCCUCAACAGCAACAUGCCCUGCCCACCUUCCGACCGUCGUACGUCGAUGUCUCUCACGCCAAUGCUUACGGGGCCACAUCGCGGCCGCCACUAAGCACGGCCGGUCAGGAGAUGUACAUGGACAACAUGUUUGACACCAUCAAGUGGAGUACCAGUUGGGACAGUCCCAUGGGCGGUCCUCAGAUGAUGAAUGGCUGGGAUUACAGUUCGAUGCAGCAUUGGGCGGGCAUGCCUCACGCUGACGAGUACUUUGAUGUCGGUUUCGCCGAAGACCCGAGUCAGGUCCUACCGGGGUUUGAUCUGGACGAUAUGCACACGUCGGAUCCAGGCGACUUGAUGCGUGGGCAAUAUGGGCUAGGGAAUAUGGAGCAGCGCCAUUCAUUGUGAUUGAAUUGUAGAUAGCAGUACUGGUAGUAUCCUAAGAAUACGAAAAGGCC